Adineta ricciae is the source of this 204-nucleotide messenger RNA. The record is from the annotation of a GenBank genome assembly. NCBI's taxonomy places the organism in Eukaryota, Metazoa, Rotifera, Eurotatoria, Adinetida, Adinetidae.
AUGACAUGUCCUGCAGGAAGUAUUGUGGUUUUUUCUAGUUUAACAUUACAUUGUUCAUCAGCGAAUCGUAGUAACGCUCUUCGUUCAGCCUACAACAUUCAAUACGCACCAGUACCACUAAUGAGUGAAGAUAAUCAAUCAUUCCGACAUAAAGCUGAUCCAUUUAUCGUUCAAUCGGAAACUAUUGACGAAACCAAUCAGUAA